Molecule: messenger RNA, 744 nt
Organism: Sphenostylis stenocarpa
Lineage: Eukaryota; Viridiplantae; Streptophyta; Magnoliopsida; Fabales; Fabaceae
Source: the annotation of a GenBank genome assembly
AUGAACAACAUGGCUUCCUUAAGUUCCCUAGUGCUGCUCUUUGCAGCUUUGGUUCUUUCCCCUCAAGGGCUUGCUGACUAUGUGGAGCCCCCAGUAGAGAAACCUCCUGUGUACAAGCCUCCCAUUCAGAAACCACCAGUUUACAAGCCCCCAGUUGAGAAACCACCUGUCUACAAACCUCCAGUUGAGAAGCCACCAGUAUAUAAACCCCCAGUUGAGAAACCACCAGUUUACAAGCCCCCAGUUCAGAAACCACCGGCAUAUAAGCCUCCAUAUGGGAAGCCACCAGUGCAUGAGUCUCAAUAUGAGAAGCCCCCAGUUUAUAAGUCCCCACCAGUUUACAAGCCACCUGUUGAGAAACCACCAGUUUACAAGCCACCAAUUCACAGGCCUCCAUAUGGGAAGCCACCUGUGCAUGAAUCUCAAUAUGAGAAGCCCCCAGUUUAUAAGUCCCCACCAGUUUACAAGCCACCUGUUGAGAAGCCACCAGUUUACAAGCCACCAGUUCACAAGCCACCUGUUGAGAAACCACCAGUUUACAAGCCACCAGUUCACAAGCCCCCAGUAGAGAAACCACCAGUGUACAAGCCACCAUAUGGGAAACCACCUGUGCAUGAAUCUCAAUAUGAGAAGCCCCCUGUUUAUAAGUCCCCACCAAUUUACAGGCCACCUGUUAAACCACCAGUUUACAGGCCACCACACGGGAAGCCACCUCACCCAAAGUACCCUCCUGGCUCCAACUGA